GAUCAUAAGUUGCAGCGGGCUGAACGUCAUAAUAUUACAAUGAGAAAACAAGGCAUAUCGUGUAAAGUAAUAACCACGUACUAAAGUUAUAAUUUGGCCAAAUGCUUUCUUAGCAAUGACACUGCCAAUAAACCAUUUUAAACGGCACUAUAGAUUCCGUUGAGAUAUCUUUAAGAACCGACACGGAACAAUAAUGAAUUCCUUUAUAGAACUGGUUACAGAAUAUUCUUAACAUUGACAGAAGAACGAAGAAACAAUUUAUAAAUUCUUCGUUGAAUGGAGUUUCAUAAUAUAAGAAAAUACAUCUAUAAAAUCUUUAUGGCCUAAUGUAUUAUAGAUUGAAAGAGUUCUUAUUAUAAACUUUUAAUAUUUUGUAUUAAACCAAACAUAUAAAAAUGAACAGAAUAGAAAGCAGUUCAGAUAAUGGAAGUGGUUGGCAUGAAUGUGUUAAAUGGUUAACAAGAUGUGGAGCUUUAAGAGCAGAUCAUAAAGCAAAUUGGCCAGAGGCUACUGCAGUGGAUUUAGCAUAUACAUUAAGAGAUGGUGUGCUGCUAUGUAAUCUUUUAAAUACAGUGGAUCCCGGUUGUAUAGAUAUGAAAGAUGUAAACCAAAAACCACAGAUGGCACAAUUUUUAUGUCUAAGAAAUAUAAAAGUAUUUUUAUCAGCAUGUUCAACUAUAUUUGGAUUAACUGAUUCUGAACUUUUUGAACCUUCUAUGUUAUUUGAUCUGUCAGAUUUUCUUCGUGUAUUACGUACUUUAUCAGCUUUAUCAAAUUGUUCUCGUUUAAGACGCAAGGGUAUACUUGGAUUUUCUAUAAGUCAUGGUAGAUCACAAGAAGAUAUUUAUAAAGAUUUACAAAGUGCUGGUGCAGGCCGUGAAGAUGAAGAUCGUCGUAGGAGAUUUAGAAGGCGAGAGGGAAAUGAAGCAGGUGGAGGAGGCGACAAUGAAGAUCCCGUUGAAGAAGAAGAUGGAUAUGGAGCAUACUGCAGCCAUGCUCAAAGUGAAGAAAUCUACCAGGACCUUUGUAGUCUACAUUUGCCACCUCCUCCAUCUGUUGCACAGGAUGGAGCAAUUUCUGGAGGUGAAAAAAGGGAUUAUGUAAUUCAAGAACUUGUUGAGACAGAACGCAAUUAUUCGGAUGUUCUUAAUAGUUUACUUAAACAUUUUGCUAGACCUCUUUCUUCAUUACUGCGACCUGAAGAUUCUACACGUAUUUUUUUUGGCAUAAAAGAACUCGCAGAAAUUCAUGCCGGUUUUCAUAGUCAACUUCGAAAAGCAAGGACCGGUGCUGCUUUAGCGCAAGUUUUUCUCGAUUGGCGAGAAAAAUUUCUUAUUUAUGGCGAUUAUUGUGCAAAUCUUACUCUUGCUCAAAACACAUUGCAAGAAGCAUGUGCGCGUAAUGAAUUAGUUAACCAAGAAGUUAUUAGAUGUCAACAAGAAGCAAAUAAUGGGAAAUUCAAAUUGCGGGAUAUUUUAUCUGUUCCAAUGCAAAGAGUAUUAAAAUAUCACUUAUUGCUUGAUAAAUUAGUAGAAGAAACUCCUUGUGAUUGGUUGGAAGAUAGACGUCAACUUGCAAAAGCUAGAGAAGUAAUGGUUGACAUAGCACAAUAUAUCAAUGAGGUAAAACGUGAUUCAGACACGUUGGACAUUAUAAGAGAUAUUCAAGCAUCGAUAAUUGAUUGGGAUGUACCAGAAGAUACGCAAUUAAAAGACUUUGGACGAUUACUUAGGGAUGGAGAACUCAAGGUAAAAGCUCAUGGUGAUCAACGAUUAAAAGCGCGUUAUGUAUUUGUUUUCGAACAAGUAGUAUUAAUUUGUAAAGCAGGCAGAGGAGAACAAUAUUGUUAUCGUGAAACCUUACGUCUUGAUGAUUAUCGAUUAGAAGAUCACACAGGAAGGCGAACUCUUGGCAGAGAUUCUCGAUGGUCCUAUCAAUGGCUGCUGGUCCAUAAACAAGAAUAUACUGCAUAUACUUUGCAUGCAAGAACCGAAGAACAAAAACAAAUGUGGAUGAAAGCAUUACAAGAUGCAAUGGAUAAUGUUAAUCCUGCCGCGUGUCGCAAUACAAAUCAUAAGUUUAAGCUUACAACAUUUAACACUCCACGUAGUUGUCAAAGAUGUGGCAAAUUUUUAAAGGGCCGAAUUUUUCAGGGAUAUCGAUGUGAAGCCUGUUGUUAUGCUGUACACAAACAAUGCAUUGCACAUUCAGGUCGGUGUAUGCCAAUACCGCCUCCGCCUCCACCUCCACCAUCCUUAUCAUGUGAACGUGCUCUUUCUGUGAAAUUAUGGUUUGUAGGAGAAAUGGGACGUGAUACAGCAUCAAAUAAAUUAGAACCUCGUGAAGAUGGUACCUAUAUGUUGCGAGUACGGCCUGCAGGACAACCUCGUUUGAAGCAUGAAACUAAUUACGCUCUAAGUAUCAAGGCAGAUGGAGCGGUAAAACACAUAAGAGUAUUUAAACGCGAUGUCGAUGGUGCUGAUGUUUAUUAUCUCAGUGAAUCUCGUUUCUUCAAAAGUGUAGUUGAACUUGUUGAAUAUUACGAACGGGCAUCGUUAUCAGAAAAUUUUGAAAAAUUAGAUCAACGUUUAUUAUGGCCAUAUAGACGUGUCUUGGCUAAAGCAUUAUUUGAUUUUCGAGGAGGCGAACGCAAUCAAUUAAGUCUACGACGAGGUUGCAGAGUUGUGGUAUUGAGUAAAGAAGGUGAUGCCAAAGGUUGGUGGAAAGGAAAAAUUGGAGAUCAAGUAGGAUUCUUCCCAAAAGAAUAUGUUGAAGAAGAAUAACCAUAUAUUAUUUAGAUAUUUCUUUCAUGUGAUAGCACAGUGAUCAAGAAUAUUUUAUAUUAUUUGCAUCAUUAUGCAAUCAUAA
Messenger RNA from Apis laboriosa (Himalayan honeybee), 2868 nucleotides. It is a transcript of the gene Vav, whose product is annotated as protein vav. The coding region runs from base 396 to 2783 and encodes 795 amino acids. Gene Ontology annotation, molecular function: protein binding; guanyl-nucleotide exchange factor activity. Gene Ontology annotation, cellular component: cytoplasm. Gene Ontology annotation, biological process: regulation of GTPase activity; cell migration. The transcript has 9 exons. Lineage: Eukaryota; Metazoa; Arthropoda; Insecta; Hymenoptera; Apidae. The record is from RefSeq and is a predicted model, not a curated record.